AUGCAGAUUCAGAACGUUGUCCUGGCCAUUGCCACUCUCUGCCUUGGCGCCCAAGCAGCCUUUGACUGCAAGUGCAAGGACGACGCCAAGACCACGUCAUGCUGUAACGCCCAGAAGUUCAUUUCCGCCAAGAGAAAUGACGGAAAGCUGAUGCUUCCCGUUCAAGACCUGCUGCGGUGA
This is a messenger RNA of Colletotrichum chrysophilum, 180 nucleotides long. RefSeq lists its product as uncharacterized. Lineage: Eukaryota; Fungi; Ascomycota; Sordariomycetes; Glomerellales; Glomerellaceae. The record is from RefSeq and is a predicted model, not a curated record. The transcript has 3 exons. Bases 1 to 180 code for a protein of 59 amino acids.